AUGGCUGAUUAUCAUUUCGGUAUCGAGAUUGAAGUCAUUGUCGGACCUCACAAGGUUCGGUCACCACUUAGCACUAAGCAUGCUUUGUACUAUGGCAAGCUGGCUGCAUCCCUCCGAAAACGAGGCCUAAAGGCCAAGGCGGACGAUUUACAACAAGGCUACACUAAGCGACCGGAACACUACGACAAAUGGUGGAUCACCAAGGACGGAUCCCUUGGGUCCCAUACCGACAAGAUUCCAAUGGAGGCUGUUUCCCCGGUCCUCAGCUUGAGGGCAAAUUGGGAACAUGAAAUUGAUGUCUUCUGGACCGCAAUGCGUGUUGUUUUCCACAUGCCCGAUCGAUCGCUUCUCUGCGGGAGUCACAUCCACGUAUCCAAGGGCCUCAACCAGACCUUCAGUCUUCCUCAAGUCAAGAAGAUCGCGUUUGGCGUCGUCUACUAUGAGAAUCUCAUUUUACAGCUUCUCAUGCGAGAACGAGCCAACAACCGAUACUGCAAGCAGAAUACUCUGAACUCAACACCGCUUAUGCGCUGCAACGGCAACUAUAACGCUAUAGCGGAGCUCAUCAAAAGUGCAAAGAGCACGACGGCUUUAAAGAAUAUUAUGCAGAACGAUAGGUACGUUCUGUGGAAUUUCGACAACAUCGUCCCCGGGAGCUCCGGAACAAUUGAGUUCAGAGGUGGGAGGUGCCUCAGGGGAGAGAUCAGAACGAAGCGAUGGAUUGCCUUCACGAUUGCUCUGAUCCAAGCUCUACUAAACAUGAAUAACAUCGCGAAUCCCAAUGUUUCGACUCUAGAAUCAUGGACACCAGAGGGUCUUUACACUAUGAUCAAGAAAGCUGCCAGUCAGCUCUCUUUGAGAAAUUCUUUGCCAGAAGACUGGAAGGUUCUGAAUGAGUCACAGAGAUGA
Molecule: messenger RNA, 909 nt
Organism: Fusarium oxysporum Fo47
Lineage: Eukaryota; Fungi; Ascomycota; Sordariomycetes; Hypocreales; Nectriaceae
Product: putative amidoligase
Exons: 3
Coding region: 1-909 (302 amino acids)
Source: RefSeq, a predicted model, not a curated record